GGAAGACCAUCGUGAAUGGAUGAGUUUUUUGAGCACACCCAUACUCGCAAAGAGGAUAGGACUCAAUGGGUUGAUGAACACUCCCGAAUGGCAAAGGCUGAGCAAAAGCGACAGGCUGCUAUAGAGGCUGGUGUAACUGAUCCACCGCCUGUCUCUGAGGAAAGCAUAUGGAUUGAGACAGUGGGUGGAAAACGAAGAGGUAGGGUAUAUGGCAUGGGUGAGGUAAGGAACUCUUCUAUGGUGCGACCUCGGGUUGAUGGGCCAACCACGACCACCAGCACUGAUGUUUUGGAUCUUAGAGAACAAAUUAUAAUACUCAAUAGGGAAGUUGAACAACAUGCCGCUAAAUAUAGAGAGCUUGAAGACCGCUAUCAAAGGGAGAAAAGAGAGUGGCAACAGACGGUUGAAUCCUUGCGUGAGGAUCUCAACACCAGUAACUCACAGAUGGAUCAGUUUAGUCAUCAACUUAGCAGCUUGAUUGAGUAUGUGAGGGCCAUGGGUCCUAGUAGUUCUGGAUCACGUGUCCCUCCACCUCCUCCUUUUACUUUUCCAAGCUCCCAGAAAAGCGCAGCCCCAAGAAGAAAACUCCCACCUAUCUUGCAGCCCCUAGGACAGUCACAGGGCGCUCAUAUGGAGGAUAAUUCUGACGAUCUCGAUGACUCAGAUGAGGACUAUUUAGAUGAGUACGAGUAGGAUUAUUUACUUUGUUUUGAAUAUUUUGUAUUAUUA
Molecule: messenger RNA, 729 nt
Organism: Arachis ipaensis
Lineage: Eukaryota; Viridiplantae; Streptophyta; Magnoliopsida; Fabales; Fabaceae
Source: RefSeq, a predicted model, not a curated record